Messenger RNA from Dromaius novaehollandiae (emu), 1083 nucleotides. It is a transcript of the gene RWDD1, whose product is annotated as RWD domain containing 1. NCBI's taxonomy places the organism in Eukaryota, Metazoa, Chordata, Aves, Casuariiformes, Dromaiidae. The coding region runs from base 143 to 868 and encodes 241 amino acids. The transcript has 7 exons. Gene Ontology annotation, molecular function: protein binding. The record is from RefSeq and is a predicted model, not a curated record. Gene Ontology annotation, biological process: cytoplasmic translation.
CGAUGUGCGAGCGAGCGGAUCGGGGGUUGGCGGGGGAGGGGGAGCGGGAGCGCGUGCGUGCGUCGGGCCGCGCCGGUUGUGAGCGGGGCGGGGCGGGGGGCGCUGCGCGGUGCGCGCGGCCCAUGGCCGUUGGCGGCGGGCGAUGAUGACCGACUACAGCGAGGAGCAGCGCAACGAGCUGGAGGCCCUGGAGUCCAUCUACCCGGACUCCUUCACGGUACUGUCAGAAAAGCCAACAACUUUCACAAUCACUGUGACAUCUGAAGCAGGAGAAAAUGAUGAAACUGUCCAGACAACUCUUAAAUUUACCUAUAGAGAAAAAUAUCCUGAUGAAACUCCACUUUAUGAAAUAAUUUCCCAGGAGAAUCUUGAAGAUAAUGAUGUCACAGACAUAAUAAAACUACUAGAACAAGAGGCAGAAGAAAAUUUGGGAAUGGUAAUGAUCUUCACGCUAGUCUCAGCAGUACAGGAGAAAUUAAAUGAAAUAGUGGAUCAAAUAAAAACACGAAGAGAAGAGGAAAAGAAACAGAAAGAAAGAGAAGCAGAAGAAGAAGAAAAACAACGUUUUCAUGGCACUCCUGUUACAAUUGAGAAUUUCCUGAAUUGGAAAGCGAAGUUUGAUGCAGAACUCCUAGAAAUAAAAAGAAAAAAAAUGAAAGAAGAAGAACAAGCGGGCAAAAAUAAAUUAAGUGGAAAACAGCUAUUUGAAAUGGAUCACAAUCUUGACACAUCUGACAUCCAGUUCCUGGAGGAAGCAGGAAACAGCGUGGAGGUUGAUGAAUCUUUAUUCCAAGAAAUGGAUGAUUUAGAGUUGGAAGAUGAAGAGGAUGACCCUGACUACAACCCUGUUAAUUUAGAUAGUGAUUAGACUUUUUUUGAACUGGAUGCGUCAUCAGUAUGGACAUAUGUAAGGAAGAGAGGCAGGCAGGAAAGCCACAGCAUCUGUGGUUGUACCUAGAGUGCACUGGUUUUCUUUCUUUUUUUUUUCCAAAGAAAAAAACCAAAAUAUUUUAAAUCCAGGAGAAUGGUCUUCUGAUGACUUUCAUCAUAAAUAAAUUGACUUUAAUAUUUCAAAUGAAAAAA